Molecule: messenger RNA, 3377 nt
Organism: Gasterosteus aculeatus aculeatus (three-spined stickleback)
Lineage: Eukaryota; Metazoa; Chordata; Actinopteri; Perciformes; Gasterosteidae
Gene: mapk8a
Product: mitogen-activated protein kinase 8a
Biological process (GO): protein phosphorylation
Molecular function (GO): MAP kinase activity; ATP binding
Source: RefSeq, a predicted model, not a curated record
CCCAGAUGGAAACGCAGGCAAGUGAAAUUCGGUGAGGUCAUGUAUUUUUUAAGCCGCACAACGGAAUAAAUCAUCCUUCAACCGGCAGCGUAAACAAAGAGUCCGGAGCAUUAUUCGGCUGAUCGGACCGCGCGCGCGGCGGCGAGGGGAUCGAUACCGUUUCGUUCGAUGACGGAGAGGACAUUUUUGGAUGCACAAAAAGCUGUAAUUGAAGAUUUCGCCAUGAACAAAAACAAGAGAGAAAGAGAGUUCUACAGCCUCGACGUUGGAGAUUCGACGUUCACAGUACUGAAGCGAUACCAGAAUUUAAGACCCAUCGGCUCAGGAGCCCAGGGAAUCGUCUGCUCUGCUUAUGACCAAAACCUUGAACGGAAUGUUGCCAUCAAGAAGCUGAGUCGGCCGUUUCAAAACCAAACCCAUGCCAAGAGGGCGUAUAGAGAGCUAGUCCUAAUGAAAUGUGUCAAUCACAAAAAUAUCAUUGGCCUAUUGAAUGUAUUCACACCACAAAAAUCAUUAGAGGAAUUCCAAGAUGUAUACCUGGUGAUGGAGCUGAUGGAUGCAAACUUGUGCCAGGUCAUCCAGAUGGAGCUGGACCAUGAGCGGCUGUCCUAUCUGCUAUAUCAGACGCUGUGCGGUAUCAAACACCUGCAUGCCGCCGGCAUCAUCCACAGGGACCUCAAGCCUAGUAAUAUAGUUGUCAAGUCCGAUUGUACACUGAAGAUUUUGGACUUUGGCUUGGCUCGGACGGCUGCCACGGGCCUCCUGAUGACACCGUAUGUGGUUACACGCUACUACAGAGCACCCGAGGUUAUCCUGGGGAUGGGCUACCAAGCCAAUGUGGACAUAUGGUCUGUGGGCUGCAUACUCGCAGAAAUGGUUCGCCAUAAAAUCCUCUUCCCAGGAAGGGACUACAUCGACCAGUGGAACAAGGUAAUUGAGCAGCUCGGCACUCCAUCUCAGGAUUUCCUCAUGAAGCUCAACCAGUCCGUGAGAACGUACGUGGAAAACCGGCCGCGCUACGCUGGGUACAGCUUUGAGAAGCUCUUUCCGGAUGUGCUGUUCCCUGCCGACUCUGACCACAACAAACUGAAAGCGAGCCAAGCCAGAGAUCUUUUAUCCAAGAUGUUAGUGAUCGACGCCUCCAAGCGCAUCUCCGUGGACGAGGCCCUGCAGCACCCCUACAUCAAUGUUUGGUAUGACCCAGCUGAAGUGGAGGCGCCCCCACCAAAGGUCCUGCACAAACAUCUGGAUGAGAGGGAGCACACAGUGGAAGAGUGGAAGGUGCUAAUUUAUAAGGAAGUGAGCGAAUGGGAGGAGUGGAAAAGAAAUGGCGUGAUAAGAGGCCAGCCGCCUCCUUUAGGUGCAGCAGUGAUUGACAGCCCCCCUCAGCCCACGUCGUCCUCCUCUUCUUCGGCCAACGAUGUCUCGUCCAUGUCCACCGAGCCUACUGACGCGAGCAGUGACCCCACCAUGACCUCUGAAAAUGACAGCAGCUUGGACAGCCACACCUCUCUGGGUGCGCUGGCCUGCUGCAGAUAACGCAAACAUACAAUACAUGUGUGUGUACACACACACACACACACACACACACACAAAAAGCGAACCUCUCCUCAUCGGUGUAUGUGAUAGGAGAGAAUUUAAGCCAAUUUCUAACUAACUUCUCAUGUUAGUUUGUAGAGCUGCGCUUUUAAUGUACAGUUUGUUUUUAUUUCCCCCUCCCCUUAUACUGCUGUAAAUUAUUGUGGUUUGGAAUUGUAUCAUUAUUACUGUAUUUUUUCAGCAAAGAAUCAGAGUAUGUUAUGAUGUGAAUCUGUGAUGUGUGUUACGAGAAAGAGGGAUUGAAGUGUACUUUACACGUUGCUGUUUUUAGCUGCUGCUACACAGUCUAAUACCACAGUUAGCACUGCAAUAUUAUGUUGAAUAUAUUUUUUUGAAUUCUCCGUUUGGUAUUUUUGUUUUGAUUUCGGUACAUUUGGGUAAAUCUACACAAAUUCUCUUUUUAACAUUAGAAAAUUGCGCACUUCACCUGGGACCCGAUUGCACUGAAUGAUUUUAUUUUGAUAUUGUUCUUCAUCUUUCUUGUAGAAAGCCUCCUCUGGUGUAUCAAAGUUACCUUACUUCUUAGUAUUAUGUCACCUUUUUGACUGCGUGCAUCUUGACAAGCGGUCAAAUUGUCUAUUUCCCAGGACACUGAAUUUCUUUUUUACUAUAGCGUACUAUUAACUGACCGUGUUUGAACUUGUUUAGUAUCUUGGAUGUAAUUUGUAUGCGAUGGUCUGUUUGAUGAGGAAGAACAGGGUGAAUGUAACCGAGUAGAAGUGUGGCGUAGUCCGGAGCCAGUGAUAACCGUUAGCGCUGUAAUAUUUUAAUGUAGGCCACUCCACUGGCUAGAAUGAGUUCUGUAUUUGGAGACUGUCCCCAGAGACUAAGUCUAGAUGAGUCACCUUACCCCUUUGGCAGGUCCUUUCAGACAUUAUUCACAGCUGUCUGAUAUUUUACAUAUUUAUUUUAAGUGCCCUUACUCCGUUCAAUGAUUUUCAGUCCUCUCUGUUGCAGAUGCUUCUGUAAUGCGUCUUUCCGAGUUCUAACUGAGUUCUACCUCACACGUCUGUAGAUACAGUAUGCAUAUCAUGGCACGCAUCGUUCAUAAUAGGGGGGGAAAAAAGAUACUUUUUUUUUUCUGCAUUUGCUUUAAUCAUUUAUUUAUUUAUUUAUUUCCAGGUAGGAUUACUAUUGUAUUUAAUGUACAUUUCAUUCAGAAUUACUAUUUAUAUGCAUUUUGUUUCAUUUUUUGUGCAAUAUAAUUCAUAGAUUAAUAUAGUCAGUGAUUUUUAUUGUAGAUGAGGAAAGCUGCAUUGGCUAUGCGCCAUGGUAACCUUUUAGAUGUAUUUGAUGGCUCAAAUUCCCAACCUGUCGCUUUGCCCUUUUCAUGGUUGGGCACUCCAGGCAGCAACUCCUAGCAUCAGCUCCCAGAAUGCACUUUGGCGAUUGUUAGACAUCUCCACACUCGUUCUGAGCAACAAUCUCAACUGACUGUUGUGGCUUCCCUUUGUGUCAUUUCCUCUCCUCCAAACCCCUCAAAAAAAGAGAAAAGAUAGAAUAGACUACGCAUGAGUUUUCUCUGAGCAAAUCUGUUUUUUUAGUGUAGGGUCAUUUAAGGGAAAGAUGGGAAAGCCAUCCAACACUACUGGCAUGAUACGGCAGUCUUCUGAUGCUUUGUUGGCAAAGAGUUGACCUGGUUUGUGUGUUUUGAUCGGGCCGGCUGUGCGAAGUUCAGCUGUGCAUCUGAAAUGGCUUCACUAACAGACCAAUUAUAUACAUGGAAAAUGAAAACUGUCUACCAUCAACUCCAGCAAAUAAAACUCGUAGAAUUUUAA